AUGGACGUCAAGGCCGAAGAGUUUAUCGGACUGCUAACCCACCGAGCGGCCCAACUGGGCCAACACGACAAUUUCAAGCCCAUCGUCGGCAUAGCCUCUCUUGUCCUCUUGGCCUAUUUCAUAUACAAUGUCGCCUACGCAACUGAUAUCCCUUACAUAUCGGGACUGCCUGAAAUCCCGGGAGCUGUCCCGGUAUUUGGCCACCUGCUGAAGCUUGGCGAGGAUCAUGCUACCACGUGUGAGAAAUGGUGGCGCCGGUACAACCAUUCCGUCUUCCAGAUCAAGCUGGGAAACACCCGGGCUGUGGUCGUCAACUCAUUCGACGACUGCAAGAAGAUGCUCCUAGGCCACCAGAACGCAGUCAUCGACCGUCCCAAGCUCUACACAUUCCACGGCGUCAUCAGCAGCACACAGGGCUUCACGAUCGGCUCCUCUCCCUGGGACGAGUCCUGUAAGAAGAAGCGCAAGGCUGCCGGCACUGCUCUCGGUCGCCCCGCCCUCAAGAACUACUACCCCAUGUUUGACCUGGAGAGCUACUGCAUCCUGCGCGACAUGCACAAGGACAGCAAGGAUGGCGAGAUCGAGGUCGACGUCCGCCCGUACAUCCAGCGGUAUGCCCUCAACACGACCUUGACUCUCUGUUACGGUAUCCGCAUGGACGAGGUCUACGACGAGCUCCUCCGUGAGAUCCUGCACGUCGGCUCGGCCAUCUCCCUGCUCCGCAGUGCGUCUGAGAAUCUGCAGGACUACGUGCCCAUUCUUCGCUAUUUCCCCAACAACGAGAAGAACGCUCGGUCCAAGGAGCUCCGCGAGCGUCGCGACGCCUACCUCAACCUCCUCCUCGACAAGGUGCGCGACAUGAUCAGGAGGGGCGUCGACAAGCCGUGCAUCUCGGCGGCCAUCCUCAAGGACGAGGAGAGCAAGCUCAGCGGCGUCGAAGUGUCGUCGAUCUGUCUCUCUCUGGUCUCGGGUGGCUUCGAGACCAUCCCCGGAACUCUGACCUCCUGCAUCGGCUCUCUCUGUACAGAGGAGGGACAGGUGUGGCAAGACCGCGCCUACGAGGACAUCAAGCGCCACUAUCCCGACAUGUCGGACGCCUGGGAUGCCUCGUACGUCGAAGAGAAGGUCCCGUACGUCAACGCCAUCGUCAAGGAAGCGGGCCGCUACUACACCGUCAGCGCCAUGAGCCUGCCGAGGAAGACGGUCACCGAGGUCAACUGGAACGGCGCCAUAAUCCCCCCCAAGACCAUGAUCCUCAUCAACGCCCAGGCUGGCAACCACGACGUCGACCACUUCGGCCCCGACGGCGGAAAGUUCAGGCCGGAGAGAUGGCUCAAGAGCAUCGACCCCCCCGUCGAGCAGGAGGGCAGUGGACUCGGCCAUCUCAGCUUCGGCACCGGGUCCCGCGCCUGCUCCGGCCAGUACAUCGCAUCGCGCCUUCUGUACUCUUCCCUCAUCAGAAUCCUCUCGUCAUACAAGAUCAUUGCGAGCGAAUCGCACCCUCCCAACACCGACUACGUCGACUACAAUCAGUUCAAGACGGCGCUGGUGGCCAUUCCCAGGGAGUUCAAGGUCAAGCUCAUUCCCCGAGACCCGGCGGCCCUGAGCGAGUGUCUGAGCGCGGCUGAGCAGAGGACCAAGGAGCACUACAAAGAGUGA
This is a messenger RNA of Geosmithia morbida, 1659 nucleotides long. RefSeq names its product Cytochrome P450. The coding region runs from base 1 to 1659 and encodes 552 amino acids. NCBI's taxonomy places the organism in Eukaryota, Fungi, Ascomycota, Sordariomycetes, Hypocreales, Bionectriaceae. The record is from RefSeq and is a predicted model, not a curated record. Gene Ontology annotation, molecular function: oxidoreductase activity, acting on paired donors, with incorporation or reduction of molecular oxygen; iron ion binding; heme binding. The transcript has 3 exons.